Messenger RNA from Leptidea sinapis, 570 nucleotides. RefSeq names its product mitochondrial import inner membrane translocase subunit Tim13-like. The coding region runs from base 150 to 422 and encodes 90 amino acids. The transcript has a single exon. NCBI's taxonomy places the organism in Eukaryota, Metazoa, Arthropoda, Insecta, Lepidoptera, Pieridae. The record is from RefSeq and is a predicted model, not a curated record.
AUCUUAUUUCUUAUUGAGUAAUGAGAAUUGAAAAGGUAUUGAACUAUUGAGGUUAUUAAAGUAAUCCUAAAUCUAGUAUAUAGUGAAAUCUGCACUAAUUUCUUAAACCAAUUAAUACCUUAAAUAGUAAAUAAUCUGUUCAUUUAAACAUGGAUUCUCUUGCAACGGGAUCCUUAAGUGGUGCACAGAAAGAAGAACUGAUGGACCAGGUCAAGCAACAAAUAGCAAUAGCAAACGCACAGGAAUUGCUCACGAAAAUGUCAGAGAAAUGUUUUAAAAAGUGUAUAAACAAGCCAGGUAUUUCCUUGGAUAAUUCGGAGCAAAAAUGUAUAGCAAUGUGCAUGGACAGAUAUAUGGAUGCUUGGAAUUUAGUAUCCAGGACUUACAGCAGUCGUAUACAACGAGAACGGAGCAACAUGUGAAAAAUAUUCAAAAGUUUUUUAAACUAAGCCAUUACAGUGUUGUGUACAUUUAAUAAAAAAUAUAGAUAGUUAUCUUAGCAAAGGAUGAUAUAAAUUGUGAUUUGUGGCUGUCUCUUGUUGUGUUAAAUAAAAAUUAUUCUCAUUUCAA